AACAUGAGAGAAAUAUGGAUUUUAAUUUUGAGCUUACUCCAAGGUAGCUUGGAUAUUACUAUAUGUCAAGACGUUACUACACAAUUUCUCCUGCAGGAUGAAUUGCUUGAGCUUUCAAAUAUGUCCCUUAUUAAGCCAGGUCUGGAAUUAACAGAAGAGGACCUACAAAGACUGAUUAGCAAUUUUCUUGUCCUGAACACAACACCCGAUAAGAAAAUCUCACAAUCAGCCAAGAAUAAAAAAUCAGAAAACAAAAAAGUUUCAUCGACAGCCCACCAUCACAACCCAUCAAAUACUAACAAACACAGUGUCAAAGAGAUCAGAGAAGUUAAGAUUUCUUCUCAACCUUUUAAAGAUAUUGAUUGUAAAUCCUCUAAAGAUAUAUUACCUCAUAUAUUAAGUAUUGUUUUGGGUCACAAAGAUGAUGAAACAAAUACUUAUACAGAGAAUAAGUGCCCUUGUCCCAUACAAAACCAAAAUAAUACAGAUUACGAUCUUGAUAUACUACAUCUAAAUAAUAUAGAUCAUGUAAAAUAUAUUCACAAUGUUUUGGUGUGCAGUACAGAUCAACAAUGCCAACCUAACAUUUACUGUGAUAAAAAAAAUGUCUGUCAAUUUAUCUGCCAUGAAUUGGUCAUGCCUGAUUGUGAGCGGGUUGGUUUUUGCCCAAAUCAACUUUGUGUUGAAAUAUUUGAAGACUCUACAAGGUCUUGCAAUGAUGACACUGAAUGUCCUGUCAACACUGUUUGUAGUCUGUUCCAAAAAUGUGUGUCAGUAAGAGAACUUGAACCUCCAUUCCCAAUGCCAUCAUAUUCACCAAAGUAUUCAUCACAAGUAAGCGUAUAUAUCCAAAUUCCAAAAACGGAAUACAAAGAUGGGGAAGAUCGAGAUAUUGACUUAUUGUUUUCUCAGAAAAUUAUUCAUAACAUUAAAGUUUGUGAAAAAGAAGACAGUUGUAGACCAAACAGUUAUUGCACAGAAGAAAACAGAUGCAAAUUUAGUUGUCAGAAGUUCGAUUGUUUAGAAGCCAAUAUAUGUACAAAAGAGAUUUGCAGAGAGAUUUUUCCAUUUAAUUCAAUGUUAUGCACAUCUAAUUCAGAUUGUCCAAUUCUGACAAUUUGUAGUUUGUUUAAAAAAUGUGUCUCUGUGUCCGAUCUUCAUCCUCCAAUCCUGGUUUCAUCUUUAGUCGAUGAUGAUCAAAUGCUUGUUAAACUAUUUUUGCAGAUGCCCCGACAGAACCUCACAAGUGAUGAUUUAUUAGACAACAAAGAAAAUUCAAACUCGAUCCCUCAGUAUGACUUUGUUUCCAACAAAUACCAUAAUGUUGUUCACAAUAUUUUGAUGUGCAACGAAGAUUCAGAAUGUCAGCCAAAUAUCUACUGUAGAAAUGCCACAAAUUGUGAAUACACAUGUCAGUAUAUCAAUAAAAAAUGUGAACAUGGUCUGGAUUGCUCAAGAACUAAAAGAAUAUGCACAGAGGUCUUAUCUUUAGAUUUUGAUCUUUGUAGGUUGGAUUCAGAUUGUCCCUUAUUUUCUGAAUGUAGUUUAUUCAAGAAAUGUGUUUCAACAGCUUCCUUAAAUCCUCCAACAUUUAUUUCCUCAUCCUUUUCAGAUCAAGGUAUUUCUCUGUACAUAUUUAUCCAGACUUCGAAACUUGACACUGAUCUUCAACUUAUCAAAGAACCAAAUGAAGACAGUCUUACAACAAUAGUACACAACAUAAUGGUCUGUGGUGACAGGGAAAAAUGUAAGUCAAAUCCAUAUUGUCAGAAUAAUGCAAAUUGCGAUUUUCAAUGUCAUGAAUCAAAGACAUAUGCUGAUUUGGAAACUUUAUGUUAUUCAAAAGUUUGUGUUGAAAUUUUUCCUGUUGGUUUACAGGAAUGUAGCUUCGAUUCAGAGUGUCCUACAAUGUCUGUUUGUAGUGCUUUCAACAAAUGUGUUUCCACAUCUUACUUAAAAGCUCCAAACUUUAUUUCAUCUUCUUCUCAGCAUUCCAAUGUAACAAUUCUAACUUAUAUUCAAACUCCGAAAGCAAGAGAAGCAACUGACAUACCUUUGCAAAAUGUGGAACCAAUGGUGCGAAACAUUAUGGAAUGCAAUGAUGGUAUGGAAUGCAGACCUAAUGUUUAUUGUAACAAGAACACAAAUUGCAGUUUUGAAUGUCAUAACCUGGAAGCAGAAUGCAAAGGUCAAUCAGUUUGUAGGAAUCAAGUUUGCAUGGAAAUGUUUCCCCUUGGUGGAGGUGGUUGUAAUUUGGAUUCAGAAUGUCCAGUUCAAACUCAAUGUAGUCACUUCAGAAAGUGUGUUUCAACAGAAAACCUAAAUCUUCCAAUCCUGAUAUCUUCAUCAGAUCUAGAUUUAGGCAAGACAUUUCCUAUUUAUCUUCAAACUUCUAAAUCAAAUGAAUUAAAUAAAAGUACAACCCAACCAUCAAUUUCAGAUUCUGGAAUUACAAUACAUAACAUGAUAGAGUGCAACAGAGAAACAUUGUGUGUUCCAAAUGUGUACUGCAGAAAUAACAUCAAUUGUAAAUUUGAAUGCACAAUCACCGAAAAUAAAUGUACUGUUAAUGACUCAUGUACAUUUAAAGUAUGUACUGAACAAUUUACAUAUCUACCAGAAUGUUCCACAAAUUUUGAUUGCACUAACUCAACAAUAUGCAGUCUUUUCCAAAAAUGCUUAUCUAUAUCAAACUUUAACCCCCCAAUCCAACUAUCCUCUUCAAUGUUUGGAAUGAAUUCAAAAACAUAUGUGUAUUUACAAACUCCAAGAAGUACAAAAAGUCAGCCUUCAGUAAUCCCAGAUUAUGAUUUUCCAAAUCUGCAAGAUCCCCAGAUUGAUUCAGAACAUUUCAUACAGAAUAUCAUGGAAUGCAAGGAAGAGAAAGAUUGCAAGCCAAAUAUUUAUUGUAUAGAUAAUGUGAAAUGUAAAUUUGAGUGUAACAAUUUAACAAACCAAUGUCUAGGUCUGAACGAAUGCCCAGUGAAAGUUUGUACUGAAAUAUUUUUAGAUAUUCCGCAGUGUGCAACAAAUUUAGAUUGUCCUAAUUGGACAACUUGCAGUUUGUAUCUGCAGUGUGUAAUGAUCUCAAAUUUAAACCCUCCAAUACGCAUUGCAUCAAUAAAUCCAAACUCCCAAGUUUAUUUACAAACUUCAAGACCAAAACAAGAAGAUCUUACCAGUCUCCCAACUACAGCUCCAUUACAACCAGAAACAUUCAUUCACAAUAUAAUAGAAUGCAAUCAGGGUACAGUAUGUGAACCAAAUCCAUACUGUGUUGAUAACAUUUUUUGUAAAUUUGAAUGCAAUGAAACAUCUAAACAAUGUCUAGAUACGGGUUCCUGUCCUGCUCAAGUCUGCAAAGAAAUAUUUCCAUUAUUUCCUACGUUUUGCAAUACAGACCUAGAGUGCCCAAACAUGACUGUAUGUAGUCCUUACAAAAAAUGUGCUUCUUUAUAUUAUAGAAAUCCGCCUCUUUUUAUAUCCUCUUCAAUUUCAGAAAAAAACCAAAGGAUUGAUGUUUACUUACAAACUGCAAACACUAAACCUUCCCCUAAUGCUAACCCUGGAGAAGGUAACAAUGAUCCCAAAGAUAUAGAAACCUUUAUUCACAAUAUCAUGGAAUGUUCUGAAAUUGAGUGUGAACCAAAUAAAUAUUGUGUUGAUAACAUUCAUUGUACAUUCGAAUGCAAUUCAACAUCUAAUCAAUGCUUUCAAAGUGCUUUUUGCCCAACAAAAAUAUGUACUGAGAAAUUUCUACAACUUCCCCAACUCUGUAAAUCAGAUUUUGAGUGCCCAGAUAAUGCAGUUUGCAGUUUGUACAAAAAAUGCACAUCAAUAAAAGAUUUGAAUCCACCAAUUCAGAUUUCUUCUUCAUUUUCAGAGACAAAUCAAAGAACCAAUGUAUUUUUACAAACGGGUAAAACAAAACAAGAUAUUCAAGCUUCCCCAAAUGACUCUCAAGACAGUACAAGAGCUCCUGAUAACUCAGAUGUUGUUAUACGUAACAUAAUGGAAUGCAAUGUAAAUACGGAAUGCAAGGCAAAUCAAUAUUGUGUAGAUAACAUAAAUUGUAAAUUUGAAUGUAACAAAACAUCAAAUCAGUGCUUUGACAGCCAAAUAUGUGUGGCCAAGAUUUGUAGUGAAACAUUUCCACUGCUACCUCACCUUUGCACAACUGAUGUAGAUUGCCAAAAUAUGACUGUGUGUGCUCCAUUUAAAAAGUGUGUUAUAAUUUCCACACUGAACCCUCCAACCAAAAUUUCUACUUCAUUGCCAGAAACAAAUUCAAAACUUAUCAUCUACUUACAAACACUAAAACCUCUGUAUGAGAACACUUCUCCAGCUGCAACCACUGUUACAACAAUUCUAUCAGAAACACUUGUUCAAAAUGUUAUGGAAUGUAAUAAGGAAAUCGAGUGCAGGCCAAAUACAUACUGUGAAAGUGAUAGUAGAUGUAAAUUUGAAUGCAAAGAAACACAGCAUCAAUGUUCAAAUGAUUCUGUAUGCCCUUUGAAAGGCUGUACAGAAACGUUUCCCCUUUUGCCAGAGCUAUGUAAAACAGAUUUAGAUUGUCCAAAUUUAACAAUAUGCAGUCUGUACAAAAAAUGUGUAUUGAUUUCAUUUCUAAACCCCCCAACUCUUAUUUCCUUACCUGGGAUGGAUCCAAAUAUGCAAGUUUACUUACAGACUCCUAAGGUGGAGAAAGAUAAACUUAGCUCCACUGUGCCUGCCUCAACAAUUAUUGAUAUGAGUACAACUACUCCUCAAAAACAAGAAAUUUUUGUUCAUAAUAUCAUGGAAUGCAAUCUAGAAGAUCAGUGCAAACAAAAUAAUUAUUGUUUGAAUAAUCAGAAUUGCCAGUUUGAAUGCAACUCAACAACAAAAGAAUGUUUUGAAAAUACUUCAUGUGUUAUAAAAGUUUGCACUGAAAUAUUUCCACUUCUUCCUAAUUUGUGUAUUACAGAUUUAGAUUGUCCAAAUUUGACAGUAUGCAGUCAGUUCAAAAAAUGUGUAUUAAUAUCACAUUUGAACCCACCUACUCCAAUCACCCUCCCAGGAAUCGAUCCCAGUAUACAAGUUUAUUUACAAACUUCAAAAGAAAAAAAUGAACAACAAACCUCCGCAACAUCUCCAUCCAAUAAUAUGGACAUGAGUUCAACUUCUACUCAAAAACCAGAAACCAUGGUUCACAAUAUAAUGGAAUGCUAUGAAGAAGUUCAAUGUAAACAAAAUGAUUAUUGUUUGAAUAAUCAGAAUUGCCAGUUUGAAUGCAACUCAACAACAAAACAAUGUUUUGAAAAUACCUCAUGUGUUAUAAAAGUUUGCACUGAAAUAUUUCCACUUCUUCCAAAUUUGUGUAAUGUAGAUUUAGAUUGUCCUAAUUCGACAGUAUGUAGUCAGUACAAAAAAUGUGUAUUAAUAUCACAUUUGAACCCACCUACUCCAAUCACCCUUCCAGGAAUAGAUCCCAGUAUACAAGUUUAUUUACAAACUCCAAAAGCAAAAAUUGAACAACAAACCUCCUCAACUUCUACACCCAACAUUAUAAGCAUGAGUACAACUUCUACUCAACAACCAGAAAGAAUGGUUUUCAAUAUCAUGGAAUGCUUUAAAGAAGUUCAGUGCAAACAAAAUGAUUAUUGUAUUAAUAAUCAGAAUUGUAAGUUUGAAUGCAAUUCAACCUCAAAUCAAUGUUUUAAUAAUUCCUCAUGUGUUAUCAAAAUAUGCACUGAAAUAUUUCCACUAAUUCCUAAUUUGUGUAUUACUGAUUUAGAUUGUCCUACUUUGACUGUAUGCAGUCAGUUUAAACAAUGUGUAUUUAUCUCUCAUUUGAACCCACCAACUUCAAUCUCCAUUCCAGGAAUCGAUCCCAGUAUACAAGUUUAUUUACAAACUCCAAAAGAAAAAAUUGAACAACAAACCUCCACAACCUCUACAUCCAGCAUUUUCAGCCUGAGUACAACUUCUACUCAACAACCAGAAACCAUGGUUCACAAUAUCAUGGAAUGCUAUAAAGAAGUUCAGUGCAUACAAAAUGAUUAUUGUAUAAAUAAUCAGAAUUGUAAGUUUGAAUGUAACUCAACCUCUACACAAUGUCCUGAUAAUGCCUCAUGUGUUAUCAAAAUAUGCACUGAAAUAUUUCCACGUCUUCCUGAUCUCUGUGAUACAGAUUUAGAUUGUCCUAAUUUGACAAUAUGCAGUCAGUAUAAAAAAUGUGUAUUAAUAUCACAUUUGAACCCACCUACUCCAAUUACCCUUCCAGGAAUAGAUCCCAAUAUACAAGUUUAUUUACAAACUCCAAAAGAAAAAAUUGAACAACAAACCUCUACAACCUCUACAUCCAACAUUAUCAGCCUGAGUACAACUUCUACUCAACAACCAGAAACCAUGGUUCACAAUAUCAUGGAAUGCUAUAAAGAAGUUCAGUGCAUACAAAAUGAUUAUUGUAUAAAUAAUCAGAAUUGUAAGUUUGAAUGUAACUCAACCUCUAAGCAAUGUCCUGAUAAUGCCUCAUGUGUUAUCAAAAUAUGCACUGAAGUAUUUCCACGUCUUCCUGAUCUCUGUGAUACAGAUUUAAAUUGUCCUAAUUUGACAAUAUGCAGUCAGUAUAAAAAAUGUGUAUUAAUAUCACAUUUGAACCCACCUACUCCAAUUACCCUUCCAGGAAUAGAUCCCAGUAUACAAGUUUAUUUACAAACUCCAAAAGAAAAAAUUGAACAACAAACCUCCACAACGUCUACAUCCAACAUUAACAGCCUGAGUACAACUUCUACUCAAAAACCAGAAACCAUGGUUCACAAUAUAAUGGAAUGCCAUGAAGAAAUUCAGUGCAAACAAAAUGAUUAUUGUUUGAAUAAUCAGAAUUGCCAGUUUGAAUGCAACUCAACCUCCAAUCAAUGUUUUGGUAAUGCCUCAUGUGCAACCAAAAUUUGCACUGAAAAAUUUCCACUUCUCCCAAAUUUGUGUGAUACUGAUAAAGAUUGUUUAAAUCUGACAGUUUGCAGCUUGUACAAACAGUGUGUAUUAAUAUCACAUUUAAACCCUCCAACCCCUCUCUUUUUACCAGAUAUAGAUCCCAAUAUUAAAUAUUACUUACAAACUCCAAAGACUCAAAUUGAAGACUUUCCUCCAAAUGACCAUAAUGAAAUUACUAUUACUCCAGAAGAAUCAGAAGUGAUUGUUCACAACAUUCUAGAAUGUGAUGAAGAAUCAGAAUGCACUCCAAAUGAGUAUUGCUUAGAUCCAAGCAUUUGCAAAUUUGAGUGCAAUAACACAUCUAACCAGUGUCCUGAUAAAACUUUGUGUCCCACCAAAACUUGUAUAGAAAUAUUUCCACUUCUUCCUAACCUUUGUAAUGAUGAUUUGGAUUGUACAAACAUGACAGUUUGUGCUUUAUACCAAAAAUGUGUUUCAGUUUCCUAUUUAAAUCCUCCAAUGCAUAUUUCAACCUCUGUGCCAGGAACAAAUCCCAAAAUUCUCGUUUAUUUACAAACUCCAAGAGCUCUCAAAGAAAAUACUUCUCCUUAUCCAAGUUACACAACUUUUAGCACAAUUAUUCCAUUACAAUCAGAAUCUGUAGUACAUAAUAUCAUGGAAUGCAAUGAUGACAUUGAAUGUGUGCCUAAUGCAUACUGUAUUGACAACAAAGAUUGCAAAUUUCAAUGUAACAAAACAACUGAUCCAUGUCCAGUUAACACUCAGUGUCCUACUAAAGUCUGUAUUGAAAUAUUUCCGUCAUCUCCAGAGCUCUGUAAAAUGGAUUCAGAUUGUCCUGUGACUACAAUUUGUAGUCUUUUUAAGAAAUGUGUAUCAAUCACACAUCUUAAUCCUCCCAUCAAAAUUUCAUCCUCCUUGCCAGACACAAUAAAUAAAACUGUAAUUGUCUUUCUUCAAACUCCCAAACCAAUUACUACAGUAAACUAUUCAACUUCCACACCUCUGAAUGAGGACCUAGUUACAACCACCAUUCUUCCAACUGAUAUUUCAUAUCCAAGUGAAUUCACACCAAUGGUUAAUGUUCAAUUCUGUACACACCCAGUUCAUUGUCAACCUAACAGCUAUUGUCAAGAUCCAACAAUUUGUGCUUAUCACUGCCAUUCUGUAAAUGACAAAUGUGAAAAUAAUGAUUGUGUCAGGGAAAUCUGCAUUGAAAAAUUUUUCUGGGAAACAACCUCAAUAUGCAAUAAUGACACUGAUUGUCCUGACCUAUCAACAUGCAGUAUGUACAAAAAAUGCACAUUUACAUCAUACCUGAAUCCCCCUGCUCCUGCAAGUUCAUUGAUUAAGAAUCCAUUUCCAACAUUUUAUGUGUUUUUCCAAACAUCCAAUCCUAACACUUCUGUCAAUUCUAUUCUUCAGAACAAAACAUUUGCAACUCCAUCAUUUGUACCUAUCUCCAAGUCCUCAAUCGUGAACAUACAGUUGUGUGAAGAAAACAGACAUUGCAAAGUAAAUAGAUACUGUGACCCAAUUCGAGAAUGUGUCUACUUUUGUCAAAAUGUUUCUCAGAACUGCACUGUCCCUAAAUGUGUAAAAGAAGCCUGUUUUGAAAUUUUUCCAAAUAAUGUGUCAUAUGAAUGUCUUUCAGAUAAAGACUGUUUAGACUUUGAAAUAUGCAGUCUGUAUCAGAAAUGUACGUCCACAUUUUUCUUAACACCUCCAGCUCCUGAUUCAGAAUUUAUUUCAGAUAGGAGUACCAUGUUAUCUGUAUUUGUCCAGAAUGCCAUUCCUGAUCAAUCUGAUAAUGGUCCUGGCAAUGACUACAUGAUCCUGAACCCUUUUCUCACCACUGUUACUCCUAAAAUCAUAAUAGACCCUAUGAUUACUCUUACUACAAGUGUAGAAACAACAAGCACAGUUUUAACAUCGAGAAUAGUUGACACAUCUGAUCCAAUAACACCAACAACAUUGAAUACUACAACACCAACUACUGUUGAUUCUACUGAAGUGCAACAAUCAGUAAUUUUUGAUUUAACAACAGAACCAACUACAAUAUCUCUCCCAGUGUCAUCAUUAUCCCCAAUAACCCAGUUUUCUACAUUUUCUACAGAACCUACAGGCUCAUCGUUGAUUAUCAAUGAUCCUGAAACCAUUUCUACCACUGAAAUACAACUAUCUACAGUCAUUGAUGUAUUAACAGAAACAAGUAUGAUCACAGAGUCAUCAAUUUUACCAAGCACAGAAACAGUUUUGUUUUCUACAUUUUCUACAGAAUCUACUACUAAAAAACAACAAUCUACUGUCAUUAAUUUAUCAACAGAAAAUACUUCAAUAUCCAUAACAGAGUCAUCAUUUGCACCAAUGACUACAAUAGCAUUGUUGUCUACAAUAUCUACAAAAUCUACUGACUCAUCAUUGAAUAUAAGUGAUCCUGAAUCCAUUCCUACCACUGAAAUACAGCAAUCUACAACUAUUGAUUUAACAACAGAACCAAGCACAACAAUAGCAUUGUUGUCUACAAUAUCUACAAAAUCUACAGGCUCAUCAUUGAAUAUCAGUGAUCCUGAAUCCAUUCCUACCACUGAAAUACAGCAAUCUACAAUCACUGAUUUCACAAGUGAAUCCACUACAAUAUCCUUAACAGAGUCAUCAUUUUUACCAAGCACUACAAUAGCUUUUUUGUCUACAUUUUCUACAGAAUCUACAGUGUCAUCAAUGAUUACUAGUGAUCCUGGAUCUAAUUUUUCAACUCCCUCUCAAGAGGAGACAACUCAAGAGGGAACAUCAACCUCAUUAUUGUCUACUUUUUCCCUUAGCACAUCUUCAACAAUAGUUACUUCUAUAGCAAUGGAAACAUCAGUUGAAUCUACUGCAUAUAAUACUUCUUUACCUCCCAGCCAAGUUACAUCUCCAUUUUCUACCUCUCUCACUUCUGUAGCAUCUCAGCCAGUAGAUUCCAGUACAACAACAGUCAUUUUAAUGACAAUGCCAACAACACUAAAUCUAGUGCCUUCCUCAGUUACUCCUUCUACAACACUGGAAGUAACAGGUCUACCAACUUCUUCAGAGGUGGGAUCCUCUCAAUCUGAGACAACAUUUUCAACGGUUAUUGCUUUAUCAUCUGAAACUGCACCUUCAACAGAAACAAAUGCUUCAGAGAUGACAACCAGCCUCUCAGAGGUUAUAUCAACAAUAGAUACACUAAUUACAACCUCUCCCCCAGACAAAAAUUUUGCUAAUGAAACUUUGCAACCUUCAAUCACCAAUUCUGUAUCAGUACUCACAUCUGCUUCGACUACUACGCCAACAACUUUGACAACAUUGGAAACAAUUCCACCAGAUUUUGGGUCUAAUGAGAUUGGCAAUUCUAGCGGAGGGUAUAUAUUGUCAGGAGGGAGAAAUGAACUGAUGUCAAAUGAAAGAAGUGUAGAGUUGAUAGGCAAAUUUGAUUCCUGCUCCUUAACACCAUCAGUUAUACCAAUUCUUCCACUUGGCAUCUAUGAUCAUAUGACAUCUUAUGUUGAUAACAGUCUUUUGGUUUGUGGUGGUCAUUCAAGGCCUAAUUUGAUAAGUGAUAUGUGUUAUUCUUACAAGAAACCAGACCUUGAGUGGAAACAAGUUGAAAAUAUGCCUGAAAAAGCAAUGAAUUCUGCAAAGGUUACAAUUGGGACUAAGGUGUAUUUCCUUGGUGGUUGGACGAAUCAUCCCUCCAACCUUAGCUUCAUAUAUGAUUCCGCAACAUCAACUUGGUCUGAGGGGGUCAAAUUAACUCUUGGGAGAACCAACCAUUGUGCUGUAACCUUCAAAGGAAAAAUUAUAAUUACAGGUGGAAAAAUCACACAAUCUGGGUCAGGAAGCAGUCACAUUAGCACUGUGGAAGAGUUUGACCCUGACAAAUCAUCCUGGACUUCUUUACCAAGCAUGCAGCUGAAAAGGGAAUCUCAUGGCUGCUCUCUCUACAACUUGGCAGGCAAAAAUGUCUUAGUUGUAAUUGGUGGCACCGGAGAACACAAUGAUACAGAGAUAUCUGUUGAGUAUUUGGAUCUAGAUGCACCAACUCAAUGGAUCUUUUUAAAUCCUGUUCAUACGCCCCGCUGCUGCUGGCCUCAGGUUGCCAUGAUCCAUGAUCAGCUCCAAGUUAUGUCUGGAGAAAAGAAACCUUCCGAAGUAAUAGAAAUCUUUAACAGCCAGACCAUGGAUUGGGAGGAUGCUGGUUAUACAACCCAGGCAAGACGGUUACAAAGUUCUGGAACACAUGUUCCCCAUGAUUUUUUAAAUUGUUUCUGAAUGUUUUCCGGAUAUUUGAAAAUAAAUGUGUAUUAAAGAAAGA
Messenger RNA from Eurytemora carolleeae, 11272 nucleotides. RefSeq names its product kelch domain-containing protein 8B. NCBI's taxonomy places the organism in Eukaryota, Metazoa, Arthropoda, Copepoda, Calanoida, Temoridae. The record is from RefSeq and is a predicted model, not a curated record. The transcript is spliced from 13 exons. Bases 4 to 11229 code for a protein of 3741 amino acids. Gene Ontology annotation, molecular function: protein binding.